Messenger RNA from Triticum dicoccoides, 1956 nucleotides. RefSeq names its product fatty acyl-CoA reductase 2, chloroplastic-like. The record is from RefSeq and is a predicted model, not a curated record. Bases 42 to 1796 code for a protein of 584 amino acids. Gene Ontology annotation, molecular function: alcohol-forming very long-chain fatty acyl-CoA reductase (NADP+) activity. Gene Ontology annotation, biological process: suberin biosynthetic process; long-chain fatty-acyl-CoA metabolic process. Gene Ontology annotation, cellular component: intracellular membrane-bounded organelle. The transcript has 9 exons. Lineage: Eukaryota; Viridiplantae; Streptophyta; Magnoliopsida; Poales; Poaceae.
CACACGUCACUCCUUCUGUCAGACAUUUCAAGUUGGCUGCCAUGCUAAACCUUCACUAUGCUGUUGCAGACAAAUGCGUAGGCUUUCCUGCCAGGAAGGGAGAUUACGCUAACAGUAGAAGCGCCCCUGCACUGCAGUUGAGGAAACGAUGUCUUGGUAGUGAUGCUUUCGCAUGCUGCAUGAAGAAGCACUUGAGCAGUAGUUAUGGUGGGUCGAGGCCUUCCUACGUUGUGACAAUGGAUCACAAGAAACCUAGAGCCGGUUCAGCGCUAUCAAAUGAACCAUAUGGUAUCGGGAUCACAGAGUUCCUUGGCGGCAAGAACUUCCUCAUCACUGGUGGGACUGGACUUCUAGCAAAAGUUAUUAUUGAGAAAAUCUUGAGGACAACUCCUGAUGUUGGCAAGAUAUAUGUGUUGAUAAAGGCGACGGACAGCGAGGCCGCGCUGAAAAGGUUGCAGAAUGAGAUAGUCGACACAGAACUUUUCGAAUGCUUACAGAAACUCCAUGGGAAAGACUACCACCAUUUCUUAGCAAGAAAACUUGUUGCCGUAGUAGGCAACGUCAGAGAAGACAACAUGGGCAUUGCGCCGAAGCUAGCGGAUGAGAUUGCAAAACAAGUGGACAUCAUCAUCAAUAGUGCAGCGAAUACAACAUUAGAUGAGAGGUACGAUAUUGCUAUGGACGUCAACACCAUGGGACCAUUCCGGCUAAUGCGUUUUGCGCAUAGAUUUCAAAAUCUGAAGCUAUUUUUGCAUGUAUCAACAGCUUAUGUGAAUGGGAGGAGGCAAGGCGUGGUGCUAGAGAAGCCAUUUAGCAUGGGAGACACCAUCACGAAGGAGUUGGGUCACUCAGCAGAUUCUUCAGGACUUAAGAACACCGGGCUUGAUAUAGAGGCAGAGAUGAAGCUGGCUUUUUGCUCCAGACCUAACUCUAACAACUCAACAUCUUUCUCUCAAGAAAUGAAAGAUUUAGGGACUGAGAGGGCAAGACUCCAUGGAUGGCAAAACACCUACGUGUUCACGAAGGCCAUGGGGGAAAUGGUCCUCGACAGCAUCCGAGGAGAGAUACCAGUGGUGACGAUAAGGCCAAGCAUCAUGGAAGGCACUUGGAGCGAUCCGUUCCCAGGCUGGAUAGAAGGAAUCAGGAUGAUUGAUCCCAUUAUGCUGUACUACGCCAAAGGCCGGCUGAGUGGGUUCCUUGCCGACGGGGAAGGUGUCGUCGAUGUGGUUCCGACAGACAUGGUGGUGAACGCGACCCUCGCAGCGGUGGCAAAGCACGCUAAGGCCCUAGGGGCGGCACGGGAGAUGCACAUCUAUCAUGUGGGACCAUCGACGGUGAACCCACUGAUGUGGCGCGACAUUUUCAGCUUCUUUUUCCAGCAAUUCACGAGGUACCCCUUCAGCAACGCUGCAGGGCAGCCAAUCAAGGUGGCACCGAUGAGGCUCUUCGGUACCAUGCAGCAGUUCAACAAGAACGUGGAGAGGGACGUGCUGCUCUGGGGCGCCAGCGAGAGCGAGACGCUCUCGCCUCGGGCGCGCAUGCUUUUCACCAAGUACGCUGAGAAGAUCAUCCACCUCGCCCGCAUGUACCAAUCCUACAGCUUCUGUGCCUGCAGGUUUGACAAUGCCAACACGGAGGCGCUCUUCGCAGAGAUGUCAGUGGAGGAGAAGGCGCAGUUCCACUUCGACGUGCGGAGCAUCGAGUGGAAGGAGUACUUCACCAACGUGCACAUCCCGGGGUUCCUGAAACACGUCAUGAAGGGGAGGGGCGGCGGUCCCUCCAUUGCUGAAAAAUAACUAAAACAUGCAUGUAGCGAUCCAUGCUUUUGCCUUUGCCUUCGCCAGACAAUCGAUGCAACAAUUCCCUCCCAUCCUUUCCUUGCAAACGCGCCUCCUCGAAGCAUUGCUCAGGGUGGUAUAUAUGUAUGCAACACAAUACUUAUCAUCCAUAAAAUAA